Aspergillus sclerotioniger CBS 115572 is the source of this 1515-nucleotide messenger RNA. Its product is annotated as MATE family efflux transporter. Gene Ontology annotation, molecular function: xenobiotic transmembrane transporter activity; antiporter activity. The transcript has 2 exons. Gene Ontology annotation, cellular component: membrane. The record is from RefSeq and is a predicted model, not a curated record. The coding region runs from base 1 to 1515 and encodes 504 amino acids. Gene Ontology annotation, biological process: xenobiotic detoxification by transmembrane export across the plasma membrane. Lineage: Eukaryota; Fungi; Ascomycota; Eurotiomycetes; Eurotiales; Aspergillaceae.
AUGUAUGACUUUCUCCCUGGGUACAGAAAGAGCCCUUCUAUGGAUUCACAAGAGAGGCCUACAGAGCAUACCGCCUUGCUCUAUAAGCACGAUGAUCAUGGCUGCGAGAGCACGAGAAGCUGUGCGCUCUUCUUGGCUGAAUUUUUCCGGCUGCUGAAGGACUCUGUCCCGGUCAUCCUAGCAUACACACUCCAGAACAGCCUCCAGACAACCUCAGUGUUGAUUGUGGGAAGGACUUCACCUGAAAAUCUGGCUACGACCGCUUUUUCACUCAUGUUUGCCAUGGUCACUGCAUGGAUGAUCGCCCUGGGAGGGACGACCGCGAUGGACACGCUCGCCUCGUCAACAUUCACUGGAAGUUCGAAUAAGCACGAUCUAGGUAUCCUGUUACAGCGAGGAUUUCUGGUCCUUGGGCUGUUCUAUGUGCCUGUCGCCAUUCUGUGGGCUUGCUCCGAGCCUGUAUUUCUCAUGCUCGGUCAAGACGCCCAGCUUUCAAGAGAUAGUGCGCGCUUCUUGACAUGCUUAAUCCCUGGCGGCCUGGGGUACGUCUAUUUCGAGACUAUGAAGAAAUAUCUUCAGGCACAGGGUAUCAUGCGUCCUGGUACAUAUGUCCUGCUGGUUACGGUACCGUUCAAUGCGUUGCUCAAUUACCUUUUUUGUUACACAUUUCGACUAGGAUUGCUCGGUGCGCCGUUUGCCAUGGGCAUCUCCUACUGGCUGUCUUUUGUACUGCUUAUUCUUUAUUCCCGAUUUGUUGCCGGUUCCGAGUGUUGGGGUGGUUGGUCGCGCGAGUCGUUCCAGAACCUCGGAACUUUCGCCCGGUUGGCUGUUCUGGGCGUGGUGCAUGUUGGCACCGAGUGGUGGGCCUUCGAGAUAGUGGCGCUUGCAGCUGGCAGACUCGGAACCAUCCCGUUGGCUGCACAGAGCGUCAUCAUGACCGCAGACCAAGUUCUCAAUACUAUUCCCUUUGGUGUAGGCGUCGCCACGUCGUCACGCGUCGGAAAUCUGCUAGGAUCCCGAGAUGCAGCUGGCGCAUCGAGAGCGGCCUAUGCAGCGGCGUGGCUGAGUAUGAUGCUGGGAGGUGCCGUCUUGGCCGUGUUGAUGGGCACUCGACACGAGUUUGCGAAAAUCUUCAACCCCGACGAGAGGGUUGUACGCCUCACUGCAGAGGUUCUGCCAUGGGUGGCACUGUUCCAGAUCGCCGAUGGCCUCAACGGGAGCUGUGGUGGCAGUCUAAGAGGAAUGGGAAGACAGCAUGUUGGUGCCUUAGUCAACCUGGUCAGUUACUACUGCGGUGCACUGCCUCUGGGCAUCUGGUUGGCCUUCCAUGGUUGGGGACUGAAGGGGCUUUGGGUGGGACAAUGCAUCGCGUUGUAUCUUGUGGGGGCGCUGGAGUGGUUGAUUGUGACUUUCAGUAACUGGGACAGGGAGGUCGAUAAGGCAUUCCUGCGAAUGGACAUCCAUGAUCGAUUGGAGGCUGGAAGUCCUACCAAUGGUGCCACGACAGAAGCGUAG